UGCGAGACAGUAUAUAGAUCUCAGUGGUUCAGCUUGGCAUAUUUUUAUCGAAUCGAUCGUACUGUACAUACUGCAAGUGCGGCGUCUAACGGUAUCUACAUAUAUUAUAAGAGCACCGAACUUCCUCAUGAGCACUAUUCAGCGACCACACCGUGCCAGUCACUACCAUGUCUGAGCCAUACCUCCCAUAUGACUUGGUUUACGCGACACUCGAGCACGCAUGGUUAUCUUGCAGGGAUGUUACCGCCCGAUGGACACUCUAUGAAACGUUGUCCUGCGUGAGCAAGCAAUGUCGCGAUGAUAUCUUCUCUGUCAUUCUGCGCCAUGUAAUUCUGGAGACUACUCUAGAUUGCACGCGAUACAGUAACAUCAGGAGGUAUCAUUUCGACGACUACGCAGAGAAUGCUCCUCAGUCUCACAUAAUCAUCAAUGUCGAUCUCCUUAAGCUGGCCAAUACCGCGUCCCGUCCAGAAGAUCUCAAUGAUGAGGCGGCAGAGGCUCAACCAGAGAAUACCUACAAGCGCAUCAUCGAUUUGGCUCCUCGGUGCGAAUCGGUCACAGCUGUCUUCCCCAACAACUCUCCUGGGCAUAUAGAUAUUGAAUCGUUGCUGUCCUUUCUGCGAUUCAUACAUCAAAUCCAGACGGUUACAUUCGUCUCCAUAUCAUCAAAUUGGCCCACUUACCUGCACCUCGCAAUACCUCUUCAGGUUAUCCCUAGCCCCGCGAUACGACAUCUACGCCUCGGGCAAUAUCCUCUAUCGCAGGAUUUGCCCGCAGGUGCUAGCGAUCAUGACCGUCUGCACACUUUUCCCCGAAAUUUCCUUGCAAACUUUCCAAACUUACGCGUCCUCCACAUCGAGACACCAACCCUAUUAAAAGACCUGCUUUUUCUCGACACCCUCGAGGUGUUAGUACUGGAUGCGUGUCCGUGGCACGCACCGUUGCCUUCCAUGGUUGGUUGGAACGUGGGCUCUGCUCUCAAGAGGGGGUUGUUAAGGAGGCCCGACGACACGUUCCCUGCACGUCGGAUCGUCGUGCGCACAGGUCCAGCACUUCCGCCAGGCUGGACGCAGGUGCAGGCUGCGUGUGUUUCACACGGCGUAAUUCUUGAGCGCAGAAUUGCCUUCAGGAGUUGGGGAAGGACUGGAACAUGAGUCGUCUUGGGCUAGUCACACAUUGCUCCUCUCAAACUGCAAGUUGACGUUUCAGCAACUACUACGAAGUCAUCUAUGCGCACACUUUGAUCAGUAUGCAUGAAGGCAGCUCUCGCAUUCCGUCAUGAACACAAUAAACCUCAAUUCUCAAUUCUGUGUCUCACGUAUCAUGGAUACAGUAUGCAAUCCCUCAGUCGACAAACGAGCCGCAGCUGAGACCGCUUGAUCUCCUCUUUCCAUGUAAUACU
Messenger RNA from Laetiporus sulphureus 93-53, 1402 nucleotides. RefSeq lists its product as uncharacterized. Lineage: Eukaryota; Fungi; Basidiomycota; Agaricomycetes; Polyporales; Laetiporaceae. Bases 168 to 1154 code for a protein of 328 amino acids. The record is from RefSeq and is a predicted model, not a curated record. The transcript is spliced from 2 exons.